This is a messenger RNA of Owenia fusiformis, 347 nucleotides long. The record is from the annotation of a GenBank genome assembly. Lineage: Eukaryota; Metazoa; Annelida; Polychaeta; Sabellida; Oweniidae.
UUCAUGGCGAUAUCGCACCAUCGACCUAUUGAGAAGAAAUCACCAAUCAGGAAGAAACAGACUAUACAGGCUAAUUUGAAUAAACAGAAAAGUUCCUACAAACCAGCUGAGAGGACUACGCUUGGACUAGCACGAGUUGGCUCAAGAGCAGCACUAAGUUUCGCAUUCGCGUUUCUACGACGUGCCUGGAGAUCUGGGGAAGAUUCCGAUCUCUGUAGCGAAUUGUUAGGGGAAUCUCUAGAAGCCCUCAGGUCUCUCCCCGAGGCUACGCUAUUUGAGGAAAAUUCAGUUUCGGCUGUUUGGAUGGAGGUGGUUGAAAGAGCAGCCACAUUUUUACGCACAGUGGU